GCUGCCUUCACUUCCGAGACUCAGGGUUCCCCAUUUUUGUGAGAGUUUGGACACCCACCUGAGGCUAGGAGGGCACAUACAUGGAUGUAGGUGAUGGAAGCAUGGCAUUAACACACUCAGCUAGUUUCAAUGGAGCCACAGUAGAAGAAUAUGGAUAUGCAGAAGAAGACUUUAUCCUGCCUGGAAUCACAUGGCAGAGGAGGAGAAAAUGUGCAGAAGAGAAAAGUUUUAUUUCUGAUUUUGAUAGAGCACUGCAGUCCAAAUGGAUAGAGAAGAUGGAGCAGGGUCUCUUUCGCUAUCCACUGUGGAGCUUACAAACCAAGAUCUUACCCGGCACUGUGAAGUAUGUGGCACAGCUUAAUGUCAAGAGGGGCAUAGAGAGGAGAAAGCCUCAGGACAUCAAGACUAUUCAAGAGAAAUUCAACCCAAGCCAAUUCAAUUUCAAUAAGAUCAAGCAUAAGGAGAUUCUGUUUAAGAUGGUCAGGUUGCCACCGGAGGAGGUGCCUAGUGGAGCACUUACGGAUAGAAACCCUAAUCAUGUGUUUGCCCUGUCCAGCAGUAGUCAUAACCACACCUUGGUGGUCAUUAACGUUAGCCCUCUUGAAUUUGGACAUGUUUUAUUUAUACCAGACCCAUUCCUUUGUUUGACUCAGAUUUUGACCCCAGAUCUAACGUUGCUUGGUUUGGAAUCCAUACUUCUCAGUGGUCACCCGGGGUUUAGAGUUGGUUUUAACAGCCUUGGUGGGUUUGCGUCUGUAAACCACUUACAUUUACAUGGAUUUUAUUUGGACGAAGAGCUGCAGAUCGAGUCAGUGGAGAGCAAACCUUUGUGCCCCGAUAUUAACUUCCACCAGCUAACUCAUUUCCCAGCUCCAGGCUUUAUUUUUCACACCGACGGGAAAGACUUGAUGUCCGUCUCCCAGAAUAUUUGCAGAGUUACAGAUUAUUUUGUAUCUCAAAAUAUUGCGCACAAUGUGUUCAUGACGAGAGGUUGUAAUCCAGAGAGCAGGGGUUGCUUGGAGUCAAGGGAAGGUAUCAGAGUGGUCAUAUGGGCGAGACAAUCCUGUUUUGGUGCCAAGGAGGAGUCCGCAUUCAAUGUGGCCCUCUGUGAACUUGCAGGUCACUUGCCCGUCAAAAACGAGGAUGAUUUCAAUUCUCUAACUGAGGAAUCUGUUAUCAGUAUUGUAAAGAGUUAUCUUUUCUCAGAUGAUGAAUUCAAUACAUUGUCACUGGAGUUAGUACAACAUUUAAAUGGUCAAUAACUUUUACUACACAUGUCAAUCCAAGACUAUGGAUAGGAGUGAGCUGAGGAGACACACAUAGGCAAGCUUAUAGCUUAGCACAAGUGCGUCAUUCACAGAAUUACAGGUCACUACUUCUCUGUAAUGUCAGUGUGAUGACAGAGGAGUGACUGUGAGACAGUUAGGAAGGAGAGUCUCCUCUACUUUCUGUGUUUGCAGUGGGUGGCAGCUAGUCUCUACCCACAGUUUUAGAAAACUGCUAAAAAUGCCAGUUACAAGUGAUAUAAUGACCACAAGUCUUGUUAUUCAUCAUGUACACACUGUACUACCGAUUAAUGCUGAGUUUGUUGAAAGCUCUGUGAUGCUUUAAUAAACUGACCACCGAUAAUAAAGUGACACCAAGCCACCUCUGUAAUGUUCAUUUUAUCUGUACAUUGCCUUACAUGUGUAUAACCAAAGCAUGAAUAUCACCAUCUUUCA
This is a messenger RNA of Bufo bufo (common toad), 1721 nucleotides long. RefSeq names its product GDP-D-glucose phosphorylase 1 (gene GDPGP1). NCBI's taxonomy places the organism in Eukaryota, Metazoa, Chordata, Amphibia, Anura, Bufonidae. Gene Ontology annotation, biological process: glucose metabolic process. The transcript has 2 exons. Bases 81 to 1262 code for a protein of 393 amino acids. Gene Ontology annotation, cellular component: cytoplasm. Gene Ontology annotation, molecular function: GDP-D-glucose phosphorylase activity. The record is from RefSeq and is a predicted model, not a curated record.